AUGUACGGCCUGUACCUGGAAGCGGUCAACGACUACAUCAACGAGUCCUACGGAGAGGACGUGUGGCGGCUGAUCGAGAACCGAGCAGAGAUCCCACAUCUCAAGUUUGUCAGGCAUCAGAUGUACAAUGACAACUUGAUCCUGCGUCUGGCCAAGGCGGCAGGCGAAGUUUUGGGAAAGACGCACGACGAACUGAUGUACGCCUUUGGAGUUUACAUGGUCAAAAGGAUCGGAAACUACGGCUAUGAGCGUAUCCUCAAGGUUUUGGGUCGAAACGUGCGUGACUUCAUCAACGAGCUGGACAACCUGCACGAGUAUUUCCGCUUCUCCUUCCCCAAAGUGCAGCCACCCAGCUUCUGCGUGGAGGAGGAGUGCGAGACCAGUCUGACGCUGCACUACCGAAGCACACGCAAAGGAUUCACGCAGUUUGUCAAAGGCCAGCUCUCCCAAGUGGGCCGUCAGUUCUACAACACGGACAUCGAAGUGGAGAUCUUGUCUAAGGAGGAGACGGAGAAGAUGACUUAUGUGGUGUAUAAGAUGAACUUUGACAACGCGGCCUUCAAGCACCGCAUGCCACAGCAAAAGACGGCACCCAGCUAUGAGAAGCUUCCCAUGAAGCGAGGUAUCUUUUUUGACAUGUUCCCCUUCAGCGUAAUCUUCCGCCGCGACAUGACCAUGUACCGCAUUGGCGACGGCCUCAAAGAGGUCUUCUCUGACCUCCAGGGCAAGAAGGUGAACGAGGAGUUCACCCUGGUCAGGCCCAUGCUGGAGUUCAGCUGGGACAAUAUCUACACCCACCUAAACAAUGUCUUUGAGCUGAUGUCUAAAGCAGUGGUGGAGAGCAAACAAAAAGUCAACAUUCCCAAACUCAACAAGGAGGAACCUGAAGAGAAAGAGGAAAGCGAGAAGACCAAGAGGGAAGAAGAACGAGAGCAAAAGUCUGCAGAGAUGAAGGGCACGGAUCAGGAAUACAGCAGCACUCUGGCUCAGUACAACAGCGCGGCCAACUCAGGAGGUGAAGACAUCGAGUUGCUGGCCUUCCAGACUGUCACAGGCAAAUGCAGUGAGACAAUCUUUGAGGACAUGAGAGAGCCCCCCAAAAAGCCGCUCCACCUCAAGGGCCAGAUGAAGUACGUGCCCCAAUGGGACUCGCUCAUCUUCCUGGGGACGCCCAUCAUUGAGACGGUGGAAGACAUGAUCAAAAUGGGUGUCUACGUCAAUGACUUGAACCUGCACGACUCAAGCCGAGAGCUGAUCCUGGCCGGGACGCAGCAGUCGGCCGAGCUGCAGCUGGCUCUGGAUCAGGAACAACAAAAGUACGCUCAGCUGCAGGAGAUCAUCAAGAAGCUGGACGAAGAGAAGAAGCGCGGAGACUCCUUGCUGUACGCCAUGAUCCCCAAAGCAGUGGCCGACCGCCUCAGGAAGGGAAUCACCGCCCUGGAGACAUGUCAGGUCUUUCCAGACGUGACCAUCCUUUUCAGCGAUGUGGUCAAGUUCAAUGAGAUCUGCAUCCACAUCACACCCAUGCAGGUGGUGGACAUGCUCAACGAGAUCUACAUCGUCUUUGACACGCUCAGUGAGAAGCACAACGUCUACAAGGUGGAAACCAUUCGUGACGCCUACAUGGUGGUGGCGGGCGUGCCCAACAAGACCACCUUCCAUGCGCAUCACAUCUGCGACAUGGCCCUGGACAUGCUGAGCUCCAUCGACCACCUGAAGGACCCGUCCACGGGGGACAACAUCCAGAUCCGAGUGGGUAUCCACUCGGGAAUGGUGGUGGCCGGUGUGGUGGGCCUGAAGAUGCCUCGCUAUUGUCUCUUUGGUGAUACGGUCAACACUGCCUCCAGGAUGGAGAGCAAUGGCGUGGGUAUGCAGAUACACAUCAGCCAGACCACCAAAGACCACCUGGAACACGAGCCAUACAUCAUUGAGGAGAGGGGCAAGAUCUUUGUCAAGGGUAAAGGCUACAUGAAGACGUAUUGGCUGAAGGGAAAGAAAGAUCUUUCCUUCAAGACUCCAGCAGAGUUGCGCUACAGCAGCGAGCAGAAGAACUCUGAAGACAAAAGCUCGAAUGGCUCCACGAGCACCAACACCAAGCACAUUUCCUCCAGCCAACCCAUCAGCGGUGGCGAGGAGCAGGCGGAGGGCAUGCCCAGCCCCAGCGACCUCCCCCAGGAUGCCCUGCCGCCGCCGGAGUCCGCCAGCGAGCUCCUGGACGGGCAGGGUGAUCUCCAGGAGAAGGAGAGGUCCAAAAAAACUAAGAACAACAAGGGCGCCAAGGCGGAGGCGGGACAGGGGAACGCGGCGUCGCAGCUGGGGCCGCCCGCCGACGGCCCCGAGAACCCGGGACCCCUCCUCAACAUGAAGAGGAACAGCUUCCGGCAGCAGUACGUCAAGCUCCCCGCCAACCUGCCCAUUCGGAGCGCCUCCUGUACUCUCCUGUGA
Molecule: messenger RNA, 2445 nt
Organism: Phycodurus eques (leafy seadragon)
Lineage: Eukaryota; Metazoa; Chordata; Actinopteri; Syngnathiformes; Syngnathidae
Product: soluble guanylate cyclase 88E-like
Exons: 16
Coding region: 1-2445 (814 amino acids)
Biological process (GO): response to oxygen levels; cGMP biosynthetic process; nitric oxide-cGMP-mediated signaling
Cellular component (GO): guanylate cyclase complex, soluble
Molecular function (GO): guanylate cyclase activity; oxygen sensor activity; heme binding
Source: RefSeq, a predicted model, not a curated record